Molecule: messenger RNA, 1332 nt
Organism: Trichosurus vulpecula (common brushtail)
Lineage: Eukaryota; Metazoa; Chordata; Mammalia; Diprotodontia; Phalangeridae
Gene: CD2
Product: CD2 molecule
Exons: 5
Coding region: 101-1159 (352 amino acids)
Biological process (GO): cell-cell adhesion; positive regulation of type II interferon production
Molecular function (GO): signaling receptor binding
Source: RefSeq, a predicted model, not a curated record
AAAUGUAGAAGAAACAGAAAGACAAGCGGUCCUAUUGGAGAAUUGCCACUUCUCAGUUUGACAAAUUUUUGGUAACCCAAAUUGGAGAUACCUUCCAAAGAUGAACUUCCUAAGUCACAUUUUAGUCAUCUACCUGCUUCUUUUGUUCUUUUCUCCGAGAGGUGCCAUGGCAGAAAAGAAUGUUGUUUGGGGUAUACUGAAUCAGUCCAUCUCUUUGGACAUCCCUGAUUUCCUGAAGGACCAAGCUGAUAUACGGUGGUUUAAAGGACCAACUAUGAUCGCAAAAGUAAACCGAAAUGGAGUUACUUCCCAUUCUUCUGGGAUAAAUAACACAGUCUAUGAGAUAUUCACAAAUGGAACCUUGAAAAUUAAAGAUCUGAAGAAAGACUCUGAGCAAAAUUACAAGGUGUCAGUGUAUCAUAAAAAUGGAACAAACGUGUGGGAGAAGGAAUUGACUCUGCAUGUGAUGGAGGCUGUUUCAAAGCCAGAAAUGACAUGGAACUGCACUGAUGGAAGUGUCACUUGUGAAGUUCAGAGUGGGACUAAUGUCGAGCUGACCUUGUUUGAAAAUGAGACACAGCCUCUGAAGAUGGGGACCACGAAAAAAAAUGGAAUGAGGCUCAAGUACACCUGGUCACAGAAGCACCCCCCACUAAGGGAGUUCAAAUGUGUGGCAAAAAACCAAGUCAGCGAGGAGUGGACUGUGGGCCAAACCUCCUGUACAGUGAAAGUCUGGAACAUUUAUCACAUCCUGAGUAUUUGUGGAGGUGGGAUAAUCCUGUUAAUCUUCUUGACUCUGCUCAUUUCCUGUUUCCUGAGGAGGAAAAAACAAAAUAAGAAGACAAAUGUUACAGAUCAGAAUCUAGAGAUUCACAUCUCCAGAGCAAAUAAGGAAGAGAGAGGUCGAAAGCUUCCUCAGAGUCCAGAUCACCAUCCACAAGUAUCUGGUGGUCGCCAUCCUCAGCAACCACGUGGUCACCGUCCCCAGUCACCUGGUCACCGUCUCCAAGUACCUGGUCGCUGUCCUCCAGUACCUGGUCACCGUCCUCAGCUACAGCAGAAAAGGCCUUCUCCAAAAGUCCAGCAGCAAAGUGGACCUCCCUUGCCCAGGCCUCGAAAUCAGCAAAAGCCUCCUCACCAGGAAAAGGAAAAAAGAUAAUUAUUUCUCCUAGAGGAAGUUUUUCUUCUCCCAACUUGUAAACGGAUGUAAAAAAGAUCCUUCCAAAUAAACAGUACUGCAGUUUUCCCUAUUCGUGGUACAAAUUCCUAUGAUCAUUUUCUACCUCUGGGCUACCACUUUUCCUAAGUGUCACUGGUCAUGGACAAUGUGUA